This is a messenger RNA of Sitodiplosis mosellana (orange wheat blossom midge), 2442 nucleotides long. It is a transcript of the gene Orc3, whose product is annotated as origin recognition complex subunit 3. The record is from RefSeq and is a predicted model, not a curated record. Gene Ontology annotation, biological process: DNA replication; DNA replication initiation. Gene Ontology annotation, molecular function: DNA replication origin binding. Gene Ontology annotation, cellular component: nuclear pre-replicative complex; DNA replication preinitiation complex; nuclear origin of replication recognition complex. NCBI's taxonomy places the organism in Eukaryota, Metazoa, Arthropoda, Insecta, Diptera, Cecidomyiidae. The coding region runs from base 90 to 2327 and encodes 745 amino acids. The transcript has 7 exons.
CGCCAACAUUGACAGUUCAAUGUUUGUAUGCUUUAAAAUCACAUCGAAUUUGGCAGCUUCUUUGAAGAUUCUAUCUACAAACAGACGUGAUGAAUUCAUUUUCACAGGGUAUUUUCGUGUUCAAAAAUGGUUAUUUGCAUGGCAAACCGGAUAGAAAAAGGAAAUCAAAAUUUCCCAUUCCACAAAGCACAUUCAAUUGUGAUGAAAAUGCACGACACUGGAACGAGGAAUUUGAACGUACUUGGGGUUACAUACAGUCACGAAUUGAUGAGAUUCAAGCAAAUAACAAUGAUGGCCAUUUGAUGGAGCUGUGUGAUUUCGUGACAAAAAGUUGGUCCUCCGCAAAUGUUGCAGCCGAAAAAAAUGGGUCCGAUAUGACACUUUUACGUGUUGCCGCACUUUUGACUGGCAUUAACAAACCAGAUCAUCAUCAGUAUUUCAGACUUCUGUCAAACACACUGAACAAAAAGAAAAUUGCUCGAACCGUUUUUCUACCAGCCAGAGAUUGUCCAAAUGUUCGUACUGCUAUUGAAACCUUAGUUUCAUGCUUGCUGAGCAAUGGUCGAAAACAUAACUAUCGCGACGAAGGUGAUGUGAUUGCAGCCGGUGAUAACAGUUUGGUUUUUGGUUCUGAUGAGAGUGGGACAUCAGACAUUGAGAUGGAGGUGAAUGCUGAAGAUGAUGAUGAACCACCGGUGAAAUUACGAAGAAGCCAAUACACACUGGAUGUGCUACAAUCGUGGUACGAUACAAAAUUUGCCGCUGAAUCCGUGGAUGCCAUACCGCAAUUGGCGAUAAUCAUGCCGAAUUUCGAAGAAUUCAAACCAAAUGUGAUCAAGGAUUUGAUACGGAUUUUAAGCAAUCAUUGCAAGCGAUUACCCUUUGUUCUGAUAUUGGGGGUAGCAACGUCAACCACAGCUUUGCUGAAUACACUGUCUUUUAAUGAAACAACACGUAUUAAGCUGCGCGUAUUCUCCGGACAGCCGCCCAACCAAAUUCUUGACCAAAUUUUCGACGACGUCAUUCUAACACCAAAAUGUCCAUUCCAACUAGCUAGUAACGUGCUCGACUACCUGAAAAGUGUGUUUAUUUUCUAUGAUUUGACUGCGAAGAAUUUCCUUAGGUCGACUCGCUAUUGUCUUCUCGAUCAAUAUUCACGUGGAAAUGCAUACGCUGUUUGUGCAACUACAUUCAAACAAGCUCAAAAGAACAUUUCUCGUCUAAAGCACAACGAUUUUGAAACGAUACGACGGCUACCGUCAUUCCGACCUUACGUGGAUUCAAUGAAAAAUCCCGCUCACGUAUUGGCCAUUUUUGAAGACGAUGAUUUCCUUCGAACACAGCUCUUCGAUAUAGUCCAAAAUAUUUAUACGUUUUUCGCUAAAUUUCAUGGUUACAUUCGACUUUUGUGGAUUCUAGUAAAAGAUUUGCCAAAAUCACCAUUGGGCAAACGACUAAGUGACAUUUACAUGUAUUGUCAUAUGUCGAAGAAAAGUGUCACCACAACGGAAGAAUUUGAAAAAUGUUGGCAACUUUUAAGCCUGAUGUCCAAGGAUGAGUUUACAGAGCUAUUGGAAAAGUGUUACAUGGCUUUUGAAAUCUACGAAAAAGAUCAUUGCAAUGACAAGACAAUCGAUGAGAUAGUUCUGCGUGAUGCACAGGAUGCCUUUGAUGGAACAUCAACUAAAUUAAGGAACCUAAUCGAUGAACUGAAACAAGACCAUCAAUCAACUGAACGACAGGUAACACAACCUUCCGAACCAAAAAUUUUCGGAAAUCGGACAGCAUUCUAUGCAAAUAUGAAACAACAACAUAAAAAUACGAUGUCCGAGACUAGCCAGAUUAUUCGAAAAAUUUUGGACUUUUUUCGUGUUGAUGUGGUUGAAAGGUAUUUGCCACCACAGAGUCAAGCUCCGCCAUUGCUUGAACUAUUUGUUUACUCUGACUAUGAUCAAAUUCGAUCACAUCUUCGUGGCACGCCUCGCAGUGCUAUUCACAAAGUUUUAACUGAUCCACAUGCUUAUAUACAGUGCAAAUGCUGUGCGAUAGAAAAUACACAAUCAAAUCAACUGUUACCAACAAUGCCAGACAAUUCUAUUGCCUAUGGGUUACUGCUUGAAAGUGGACAACAAGUCAAUAUUUAUGAUUGGAUGAGCGCAUUCAACGCUAUCGUUGGUGAUCAUAGUGCAGAAACUCCAGAUGACGAUGAAAAUAUUCCACCAGAAAUUCAAGCGAAAUUCACUCGGGCAAGAGCUGAGCUACAUUUCAUGGGCUUUACCAAAAAUUCGAAGCGAAAGACUGAUCACGUAACGCGAACCACAUGGUGAAACAACAUAAAUUCCCUGAAGGAUUAAUUUUUAUAUUUGUUUUUCAUGCAGAGUGUCAACAUUUCAAAUCACAUUCAAAUUCAUCAAAUAAAAGUUAUCUUUUUUUGUAUUUAAA